GCCGGUGAAACAUAAACAAUGGCGUCAGCCCAGCCGGAGGUCAUUUACAAGGGCUGGCUGAAAAAAGCUGCUGAAGCGGAGGCAAACACCAAGAAGAAGAAUUUCUUAAACCGCUCGCCAAGUUGGAAGAAACGUUAUGUUGUCUUACUGAAGGAAACCGAAGACAACCAUGAUGUUGCUGUUUUGGCCAUCUUUGACAAGGAUGUGGCCUGUAACUUCCACAAACCUCGAGCGAGCCUCAAGCUAUCACCCUGGUACCGAGUAGAUAAGAAGUACGAUCCGACGGGCAAGCAACACAUCUUUGAGGUCAGGACUUCCAAAUCGACAUGGCGGUUCUUGGCGGACAGUCAGACCGUCAUGGACCUCUGGGUCUUUUACUUACAGAUCCAGACUGAGCUGAGGACAAAUUUUCCAGGACGGUGUUUCGAAGUGACUCCCGACGACUCAGAAUCAAUGAGACGGAUUGGUGCCAGGGCCUCCACCUGCCUGCUUCAUCUCUCAAAAUGGGGGCUUACGCUAGCUCUAAAGCGUACCAGAUCUCUGGUGGGGCAGUGGCCUCUGAAAUCCGUACGAGAGUUUGAGAGCUCGGAGACUGGACGCUUCUCCUUCAAGGCUGGACGAAGCUCACCAAUGGGGGCAGCAGAGUAUGUCUUCGCCACGGUGCCGGGUCAGGAUAGCGAAAUAUACGAUCUCCUGGAUACAUAUACAACAGAGGAUCUGAGUGCUCAGCCCCAGAACCAGUCCGGUCCAGCAGUUGCUGAAGUUGUAAACCAGGAUUACGAGAGGUUGAGGUUAGCGACAUUUGGUCUCCUUCCCAGAAGGGGUUCAGUAGGUCGGCCGAUCUCUCCGAACCACACCCAGCACAGCCAGGCCGUACCUGUCCCCGGACGAAUUAAGAGUUAUGAUCGGCUGAACCGAUCAAGGGAUGGAUCCAACCACAGAAUUGACCGAAGCAAGAGCGACAAUGUCAAGAAAUCUCAGGCAGCUCCCCCGGUACCAGCCCGUACCCCAUCCUUGCCCGCAAAGACAUCUCGGCCUCCAAGUGCAGCUUCUUCUGCGGAACCAGACUAUAACCUUCCCUACGCAGACAUGGGAGGAAGACCAGCAGAUGAGGAGAACCUGCCUUACACCGAAAUGGCAUCUGGAUCUGCGGUCAACACACUCACCAGGCAAGGGCUGGGACGCGACAGCAAGGACAGGAUGAGUUGGGAUGUACCCAUUCCUCGUACACUGACACAGAGCACUGCAGCCAGCGACAGAUCUAGUUACCAGUUCAUGGAGUAUACGCCCCAAUCUUACCGAAACACCCUGACAGAGAGCUAUGAGAACACACCACUGAUAGCUGCAAGUCCUGCAGCAAGAGGCUUGUCCAACGGUGGUUUUGUGAACUCCCCGCUGCAAAACACGAUGAAGGAGUUGAACAUUCAGGAUCAUGAGUAUCACAUGGUGGAAACAACCAAAGGUGCUACAGGAGGGGGUGGAUCAGGUCCUCCGAGUCCUCUGGUGCACACCUACUUUGAAGGAGAGUUUUCGGGAAGCAAGGGUUCCUCAGGAGAGAGGGAGCAUCAGUAUCAAGGAGUGGAUUACGAGGGCAUCGGCAAGGAAGGUUCCCAUCCCUACUCCCGUUCACUUUCUCGUUCGUUCUCCCUCGAAAACCUCCGCAGCCCGACCUCCAUCACCGACUCUUACAUUGACCGCUCGCCAAACCUUGGGUCUCUGGACCUAGCUUUUUUCUCAUCAACCAACAUGCCAAAUUGGAUGAACGAAAGGCAGUUACCAUCUCUACCUCGCGAUGAAGUGCCACCAACCGAAGAAAACCCUUAUGUUACGUCCCCCAAGAAGUCGAGGUAUGCCUAUGAGGAAGUGAACAAUAUUUUCCCGCCCACCCCUGCGCGGGGUGCCCAACAAACUGAAUAUGGAUCUGUAAGCAACACAUCAGCUGAAGAAAUCAAUGUACAGAACCAUGUAAUGCGGAAUAGCACCUUUUCAGAGGGAUAUGUAGAUUCCAAUCUUGCUGCGGUGAGACCAACAGACAGUUUUCAUCCCAAUACUGCCAUGAUAGUCACGCAAGAAUCUGCUAAUGUUGCACAUCACUCAGCCAUUGUUGAGCCGAGUGUGACUUACACGCAGGUUCGAGCAAGCGUGCCUGCGCCAGAACUUGAGUCAAAGGAGAAAAGGAAAUCAUUUAAAGAAAGGACACUAGAACGAGUCAAGAUGAAAAAAGCAAAAUCACUCGUAGAUCUCUCCGAUACAGCCAAACCGCAAGGGACAAAAUCAGUUGCACUUGAAGAUCUGGAUAAUAAGAGGCUGUUCAAUAGUUUAGGCCGACCAAAGAAAAUGAAGAAAUCACAAUCAAAUCCAAACCUGCUGUCAGAGCCGGAUCCUUCAACUCCGGAGGCUGCUCCUCAUUUUAUCUCACCAAAGAAAGAUUCGGACAAACAGUCCCCGGUGACAGGAGUCCGCAGGAAAUUUGGUCUUGGACUGAAGAUGAUGAGGCAGAAGAGCCGGAGUCAAGAUGAGGAGGGUGGGGAGAAUACAGGAAAACCCAAAGUUCUGCCGAAAUCCACAGUGAAGAAAAUUGAUGUCAAAGGCAUCUCUACAACGGACAAGACAAAGUCUUACACCCGAAGGUCCCAAGGCCAGCUCAGUGAUCUACCCCUUGACAGGGCUGUCGAUGCAAAGAUCAAACAAGCAAAGGACAAAGGGGCAGCGGGGAAGAGGCAAAGAGCAGUAUCAGCAGGGUCUGCAGUGUCCGUUCAGGCCAUGUUGAACGAGCAAACAAACUCUACCGGAAUGAUCUCCAACCCACUUGCGUACAGUUCCCAGUCAAUUGCCGGGUCUUCAGAAGGACCUGAGCUGGAUGAGCAGGGCUACCUCUCACCGACAGAGAUUGGGUCUCCAGUCAAGAGGAUAUCUGACCCUCUGGAGGCGGAUAUGAGUGAUAGACCACUUCCAGAGCGCCCUCUACCUAGUCCUCCGUCACAUUCACAGAGUGCACCACUCAUGAAGGUCAGAAAUGCCAAGGUCACACAGGUUUGGGAGCUUUGAUAUCAGGUUCUUACAAUAUCAUGCCCUAAUUUUGUCUACCUUCAAUUUUAAAUAUAAUUUUUGAUGUACUAGUUUUGAUAUAGAUCUUAUUCCGAUUUCAAAUUGUUAUGUAUCAUGUAAUUAAUUAUAUUUUUUCAAUUAACCAAGUGACUAUAUUUUGCCUUCUGUUAUGCAUUUGAAUCAUCAUGGUAUAGGGGUUCUGAAUCUCGCCAUGACAUCAGAUGGCUGUUUGUGGUGUACACUAGCAUCCUUUGGCACAUCUUCAAUUUACACAUUGCCACUCUCUAUCUAGGUAUUAAAUGUACCCAGUUGAUGGGAGAUGUCUGAUAAAACAUCUGACAGAGUCUGCUUUAUCAGACAGUUAAUGUUGCAGUCACAUAUCCUGUUUGGUGGCAGUACGGCAAGUAAAAAAUAGCCAAUUUAUUCAUUUUUAAUCAAACCACCUUUAUGUAGCUGGUACACAAAAUGAUAAAAAGGCUGUUUUCAACUUGCCGUACGGCCGCUGUAGUGGAAAUAUUACUGUGCCAUUAAUAGUGACAGUCUGAUAUCUGUGCUCAGCCAAUCACAAGCAAGGAAGUUGUCAACUUUUCAGAAGAAAACUGUUGAUGAAAUGAUUCUCUCUUGGAGACAACUUACAAGACAUAUAUGGGGGUUGUUUGGACCCCCCCCCCCCCACACACAGUAUAGAUUGAACAGUUUAGUUGAUCCAGUCUCAGUAGAUAAAAGACUUAUUGGGAGCAGCAAAACCUUUGCUCCACUCAGAGGUAGACUUACUUAGCUUCCAAUAGUUUAUUUGUUUGAUUGUGAGAUGGUACUGGGUGUGUCGUGGUCUAGUGGUUCUGACUCUCGCCUUUAAAACAGAGGGUCGUCGUUUUGAAUCCUAGCCAUGGCAUGUUUUCCUUCCGCAAGAAAUUUAUCCACACUGUGCUGCACUCAACCCAGGUGAGGUGAAUGGGUACCCGUCAGGAUUAAUUCCUUGCAUGCACUGAGCGCCUAUGAUGGUAGCUCGAGCUAAAGCCUGGGUUUUAAUAGCAGUGCUUUGUAUCCUCAGGCAAAAAGCGCUUUAUAAAUCCAGCUAUUUUUAUUACUGCUGAAAUUGAGGCUUGUCAAUUAAAGCCAAACAAUCCAAAUUCUCAAAAAGUUUCAAGCAUUUUGAGCAUUAAGUUAUACCUCAAAUCAUGAAAGCAUUGAUUUUAAUAGUGAGACUUGAUCUUUUUGACAAGUGGAAAGCAACGUUUUAGAGAUGAGUAAUGAUUCAUAUUUUGUCUUUCUGUAACAUCCAGCAAACAACAGGGUAUGUAUUUUCUUUUUUGUAUGUCUACAGACUAUAAAUGAAUGGCUCCGAGUAUUAUUUUGUGUAAUAAACGUACUCUUGCCUUUCAGAGUCCUCGUCUGGAGCCGCUGUUUUCAAAGGGUUGCAAUGAUCAAAAUCACUCUCAGUUUGAGUUUGUUUUUUAUUUUUAAAUCCAUUGCAACUCUUAGUGAGACAGGGCCCAGGGCCCCGUAACACAAAGGUUAGCGAUUAAUCACUAAAUGAAAUGGCCUAUCAAGAUCGUCAUUACAUGCGCAUUUUGCUCAGUAGACUGACAAGGAGCCAAUCAGAAUUGCUCUUUCAAAUUUGCGAUUGAUCGCUAACCUUUGUGUUACGGGGCCCUGAUUUGACCUUGAAAAAAUUAGUAAGAAUUUUCUAGCAGUUUUUAUAAAUCUCUAUUCUCUAAAUAAUAUAAUUUUCCACUAAUAUUUCUAAGCCGCUGCUAUCUUUCUUCAUCAAAAUUAAAUAAUGAAUAUGAUGAGAACAAUUCUGAAAAUGUCUUGAUGAGCUAUAUCAAGGGUUGUCCAUCCCAUUGCUUAUUGCUAAAUUUGUGUGAAUUUUGUAAGGCUGAAAUUUCAUUUCCAGGUCAUACUUUUCUUCUUUAUUAAUUUUUUGGCCAACUUUGAAGGUUCACUGCAUAAUCAUAAACUGCCAAAUGUGUGCAAAAGAAAAAAUUAUAUUAAUUCGCUUAAAGAGAAAUGCAUCUACAAUGUACUUACCGAAUUUCACUGCUUAAUGAUAUUUUGAUUGUAUUUCAUUGAAACUUUUGGUGAAUGUACACUGUUAGCCAAGAUGUCAGAUAUUGGAAAAAUUAUUCACCUCAAAC
Messenger RNA from Lytechinus pictus (painted urchin), 5186 nucleotides. RefSeq lists its product as uncharacterized. The record is from RefSeq and is a predicted model, not a curated record. The coding region runs from base 19 to 3048 and encodes 1009 amino acids. Gene Ontology annotation, cellular component: cytoplasm. Gene Ontology annotation, biological process: positive regulation of MAPK cascade; Ras protein signal transduction; cell surface receptor protein tyrosine kinase signaling pathway. The transcript is spliced from 8 exons. NCBI's taxonomy places the organism in Eukaryota, Metazoa, Echinodermata, Echinoidea, Temnopleuroida, Toxopneustidae.